UGAAAUCCCCACAAACAUACACCACCAGCGACAUCCCCACAAACAUACACCACCAGCAACAUCCCUGCAAACAUACAACACCACCAGCAACAUCCCCACAAACAUACAACACCACCAGCGACAUCCCCACAAACUUACAACACCACCAGCAACAUCCCCACAAACAUACAACACCACCAGAAACAUCCCAACAAACAUACACCACCAGCAACAUUCACACAAACAUGCAACACCACCAGCAACAUUCCCAAAAACAUACACCACCAGCAACAUUCCCACAAACAUACAUCACCACCAGCAACAUCCCUGCAAACAUACAACACCACAAGCAGCAUCCCCACAAACAAACAACACCACCAGCAACAUUCUCACAAACAUACACCACCAGCAACAUUCCCACAAACAUACAUCACCACCAGCAACAUCCCUGCAAACAUACAACACCACAAGCAGCAUCCCCACAAACAUACAGCUCCACCAGCGACAUCCCCACAAACAUUCAGCACCACCAGUAA
Pelobates cultripes (western spadefoot toad) is the source of this 515-nucleotide messenger RNA. The record is from the annotation of a GenBank genome assembly. Lineage: Eukaryota; Metazoa; Chordata; Amphibia; Anura; Pelobatidae.